GGAAGGUGACAUUACGCGCCAAAGCUUGAGUGUUGUGGGAAGAAGGCACGAUGGAAAUCUCCCGGAAAAUAAAGACAAAAGUGUCCUCCGGCUUUAAAAUGCGGGGGCUCAUGCUGCGACCUGAUGCAAGCAAGUACCUUGUGGAAGUGCUGGAAUCUGUUAGCUCCUCUGAACUGGAGGAUGUUAUUGAAAAGGUCCUGGAUGCAGUGGAAAAGCAGCCACUGUCUUCUAACAUGAUCGAGCUGUCAGUGGUGGAAAAUGCCGUGCAGGACUGCUCCCAAUCCUGUGAUGAAGCCAUAGAUAACGUUUUCAACAUCAUUGGGGCCUUCGAUGUGCCCAGAUACAUUUACAGUGCGGAGAGAAAGAAAUUCAUACCCAUCGGUAUGACCAGCCAUCCGGCCCCCAGUCUGUGUGGCUCGGCCAAGGACAAAGCCGAGCUCUUCAGGGAGCGCUACACACUCCUCCAGCAGCGAACGCAUCGACAUGAGCUCUUCACUCCACCUGCCAUCGGAGCUGCUGUGGAAGAGGGCCAAAACAAAUUUCAGCUGAAGACGAUUGAAGCGCUGCUGGGUAGCACAGCCAAACUGGGAGAGGUGAUCGUACUGGGGAUGAUCACACAACUGAAAGAGGGUAAAUACUACCUUGAGGACCCGAGUGGAACAGUCCAGCUGGACAUGUCCAAAGCACAGUUUCACAACGGCCUGUACACAGAAUCCUGCUUCGUCCUGGCAGAAGGCUGGUACGAGGACUCAGUUUUCCACGUCAAUGGCUUCGGUUUCCCACCAACGGAGCUGUCAUCCGGAACAAGGGCGUACUACGGCAACACAAACUUCUUUGGCGGCCCGUCCACCACGUCGGUGAAGGCUUCUGCCAAGCUGAAGCAGCUGGAGGAAGAGAACGAGGACGCCAUGUUUGUGAUCGUGUCUGACGUCUGGCUGGACAGUGUGGAAGUGAUGGAAAAGCUCAACAUCAUGUUCUCAGGAUAUGCGGCCAUGCCUCCCACCUGUUUUAUCUUGUGUGGAAACUUCUCCUCUGCUCCUUAUGGGAAAACACAGAUCAAAUCACUCAAAGAAUCGCUGAAAGCCCUCGCUGAUGCUAUCUGUUCGUACCCGAGCAUUCACAGCAGUAGCCGCUUUGUGUUUGUUCCUGGUCCUGAAGACCCUGGUCCAGGCACCAUCCUGCCCAGGCCUCCUUUAGCAGACCACAUCACAGAGGAGUUUAGGCAGAAGGUGCCGUUUUCUGUCUUCACAACCAACCCAUGCAGGAUCCAGUACUGCAGCCAGGAGAUCGUCAUCAUGAGAGAGGACCUGGUCAACAAGAUGUGCAGGAACUGCGUCCGUUUGCCCAACAACAGUCUUGACAUCCCAAACCAUUUUGUAAAGACCAUCUUAUCCCAGGGCCACCUGAGCCCACUGCCUCUGUACGUCAGUCCUGUAUUCUGGGCCUAUGACUUCUCCCUGCGGGUCUACCCCAUUCCCGACGUCGUCGUCUUCGCCGACAAAUACGACCCCUUCAACAUCACCAACGCUGGCUGCCUCUGCCUCAACCCGGGAUCGUUCCCCAGGAGUGGCUUCAGUUUCAAAGUGUACUACCCAUCCAACAGAACUGUGGAGGACAGCAAACUUCAAGGGCUCUAAAGACCACCAUGGAUUCACAAGUGGACCAAUACUUAAUGUUGAAAAUUAUCAAGUACUCAAGUCAUUGUAUUGAUAUUUGUGUAAAAUCUGCCUUGUAUAAUAAAGUUUUUACUGUUGUG
Messenger RNA from Salarias fasciatus (jewelled blenny), 1756 nucleotides. RefSeq names its product polymerase (DNA directed), epsilon 2 (gene pole2). Gene Ontology annotation, molecular function: DNA binding. Gene Ontology annotation, biological process: error-prone translesion synthesis; DNA-templated DNA replication. The record is from RefSeq and is a predicted model, not a curated record. The coding region runs from base 51 to 1637 and encodes 528 amino acids. The transcript has 19 exons. NCBI's taxonomy places the organism in Eukaryota, Metazoa, Chordata, Actinopteri, Blenniiformes, Blenniidae. Gene Ontology annotation, cellular component: epsilon DNA polymerase complex.